This is a messenger RNA of Spodoptera exigua (beet armyworm), 1409 nucleotides long. NCBI's taxonomy places the organism in Eukaryota, Metazoa, Arthropoda, Insecta, Lepidoptera, Noctuidae. The record is from the annotation of a GenBank genome assembly.
CAUUUCAACAUGUCAAUAUCAUCCCCUAUAUUUUUAUAAACUCUGCAUAAAAUUAAAAACUGUCAAAGUCUAAGGAACGAAGUUCGUGUUUAGAAAUUGUAGUAAAGAAAAUAAUAAUGUAACAUUAUAAAUAAUUCAUAAUUUUAUUAUUACUUAUUAGUGUUAAUUAAUCAUCAGUAUUGUGUAUUCAACAUUAGCAUAACCUUUGACCAAUAAUUGUAUUACAAUAACAACAUAAAAAAAUAUUUUGCCAGUGACAGUUGCGUUGUAAACUUUAAUCCCUAUUAUCUCAGUCUUCAUUACUUCACAAUUUGUGAAACCUUGAGCAGAUAUGGGUCCAACUAUCCCAGCCGUAACUAAGCUAACUAAUAAUGUAAUAAGAAUUCUAGGAUGUAAUCCAGGCCCUAUGACCCUCCAAGGCACCAAUACAUACUUAAUAGGGACUGGUAAAAAUCGAAUUCUGUUAGAUACUGGUGAUAAAAAUAUACAAGAAUACCAGAAUCACUUGGCACAGGUGGUGAAUCAGGAGCAAGUGAAUAUAGAGCAUAUUAUUGUGACACACUGGCAUCAUGACCACAUCGGAGGAGUUGAGAAUAUUUAUGGAAAAAUUGCUACUGAACCCAAAAUAUGGAAACAUCCAAGGAGCCAUGAUGAUGAAAAAGACCACAUACCACCUUUUAUACCAAUGAAUUGGUUAGUAGAUGGCCAGGAGUUGAGAGUUGAAGGGGCUACUUUAAAGGUUCAUCACACACCAGGUCAUACAACAGACCAUGUAGUACUUACACUGCUGGAAGAAAAUAUCCUGUUCAGUGGAGACUGUAUCCUUGGAGAAGGCACUGCAGUUUUUGAAGACCUGUACAGUUAUAUGCUGAGUUUGAAGAAAAUAUUAAACUUGGCACCUGAUGUUAUCUACCCAGGACAUGGAAAUGUUGUUGAUGAUCCAAUCACCAAAAUAGAAUAUUAUAUACAACACAGAAAUGAAAGAGAAAAGCAAAUAUUAGACACACUCAAGAAACAUCAGGAUAAGGCUUUAAACCAAAUGGAUUUGGUCCAAAUGAUUUAUAAGGAUACUCCAGAACAUCUGUGGCCAGCCGCAGCAUAUAAUGUGAGCCAUCAUUUAAAAAAACUGACAAAAGAAAAUAAAAUAAGCUGUGUCACUGUUGAUGAUGAGUCUAGAUGGCAAUACUCUGGGAAUAUGGACAGCAAUCUAUAGAUUAUGAUAUUAUUUUUUAUUAUGGCAAUACAUAUGUAUAAAUUGGAAGAGGUUUUUUUACACUUGUUGGCUGUUAUAUUUUGAUAUUACUUAAAAAAUAAUAAAAAUAUUAAAAUAGUAACAUUGUGUUUUUUUCUAUGAUAGGUAUAGUAUGUAUUAUUGUGAUAAAUAAAAGAAGAUUACUCCAUAAAUUAAC